Molecule: messenger RNA, 1694 nt
Organism: Paramecium sonneborni
Lineage: Eukaryota; Ciliophora; Oligohymenophorea; Peniculida; Parameciidae
Source: the annotation of a GenBank genome assembly
AUGUAAUAAAUGGAGAUUGAAAAAAAAUUCAGUCAAUGUGGUGAUUAUAAUAUACUGGAGACCUUAGGAUCAGGAUAUCAUGCGAAGUAAUUAGUAUUUAAAAGAGUAUAGGGUAAAAUUGGGUGAGAAGAAUGGAUUAAAGGUGGCUAUAAAGAUAUUCAAGAAAGACCAUGAUACAGCUUAGAAUAUCAAAGCACUUACUAAUGAAAUCUUAAUACUAUAAAAAUUGAAUCAUCCAAAUUUAGUGAAUUUGAUAGAAUUCAGCAAUGCUUUACCAUAUAGGGUAAAAAUUGAUAAAUAUUUAAAUAGAGAAAAAAUGGUAAAAUAGAGUAACGUGUAUGCAUAAUAUUGGAAUUAGCUUAAGGUGGAGAACUUUUUGAAUAUAUUUCUUUAUCAGGAAGAUUUUCUCAAGAAGUUUCUAGAUUUUACUUUAAAUAAUUAUUGGAUGCAAUGGUCUAUAUGACAGACAAAGGAAUAUGUCAUAGAGAUUUGAAAUUGGAGAAUAUCUUAUUGGAUGAAUAAUUCAAUCUGAAAGUGGCAGAUUUUGGAUUUGCUAAAGUAAUGGAGGCAGCAAAGUUAAAAACGAAUCUUGGAACCCCUGGUAUAAUAAAUAAUAAUAAUAUAUAGGUUAUAUGGCACCAGAGAUUGUCGCUAAGAAAGAAUAUAAUGGAACUAAAGCAGAUAUAUUUUCUGCAGGUGUAAUAUUAUUUAUACUUCAUGCUGGGUCACCUCCAUUUUCUCAAGCUUCUGAAAAGGAUUCCUACUUCAGAUUAUUACUUACUAAUAAAUAAGAUUAAUUUUGGAACUACCAUUUGAGAUAUAAAGGUGGAAAUCCUGAAUUCUUCCCUUAAGAUUUUAGGUAUUUUUAAAUUCUUAUUAUUAAGAAAUCUUAUUAAUGGAAUGUUAGCUCCAAAUCCUGAUUAAAGAUUCACUCUAGAAUAAUGUUUAAAACAUCCAUGGACUUUAGGAUAAACUGCUACUCUUCAAUAAAUUUAAGGUGAAUUCAAAAAAAGAUAUGAAAGAGUUUAAGCUGAUAUUUUAGCUUCUAAAAUGAAAAAGCAAGCUUAAAAGAAUAAUAAUAAUCAAUAAAGUAUUUAUAUUUUAAGAUUUAUUAAUAGAAGGAGCUAUAGGUGUUUUUAGAGCUAUUGUUGGAGAAUGUGAUGAAGAAGAUUUUACAUAAGUCAUUUAAAAAUAUAACUUAACAUUUGAUGAGAAAAGAUAAAUUACUCCUGGUAAAGACACUGGAUUGACCAAUGAUUUAUUACUCUGUUAAGAUCCAAAGUUUAUACUCUGUUAUUUAUUGAAAUAUUGUAAGAAAUUCAAUGCAACUGUUGAUAAAAUUCAUGAAUCUAAAUAUAAAGUAAUUAUUUAAUUUUAUUUUUAGAUUAAUUUCUUAGAAGAAGAAGUAAAAGAAGUUUAAGAAGAAGAAAAUUAAGAAGAAGAUUAAGAAGAAGUUUAAGAAUAAGAAGAGGAAGAAGUUCAAGAAAAAUUAAAUUUCUCUAUUGAACUUGUAGAUUAUGAUAACGAAUUAAUUAAAUUGAAUGUCAACAGAUUGUCAGGAAAUUAUUUCUAAUUCAAAUAAAUCUAUUCGAGAAUCAAAUAAGUUAUUAGUUUGAUUUACAAUCCACCCUUGAAUCAAUAAGUUUAAUAAUAAUGAAAGUUAUCAAUCAAAAAUUAAAUCAUUUAUAAUAAUA